CAGAGGUAGAUACUUUUGUUCACAGUCUUUUGAGUUCUUAGCUUUCAGGAUGUACAUAACUCAGCGAUCCUGCAAGUAUCCGUCUGUUCCAAACAAGCUAGAAGACCUGCGACUGGCUAGGCCACAAAGUUACUUUCAACAUACAGGAAGACAUAUACAAGUACCAUGUGGGAAGAGACUGGUCAGCUGCGCUGUUGCUGCGCCAGUUGACAGGUCAACCGGUGCCAACCCAACGCCCGAGAACACACGAAGCCGGGCAUCGACGCUGCCGAGUAGAAACCGCAAUCAUGAAACGGACUUUGUGAUUGUUGGUUCUGGCAUCGGCGGUCUUUGCUGCGCGGCUCUUCUUGCCAAGUACGGCUACCGUGUCACUGUGUGCGAGUCGCACUAUCUGCCUGCGCACCAACAUCAUUGCACAGGUGGCGCGGCGCACUCGUUCGAGGUAGGCGGCUACACGUUUGAUGCGGGGCCCUCAUUCUUCCUGGGUAUUGGUGGUCCGCCCGGGGAUGGCAGCCCCAACCCUCUUAAGCAGGUCUUGGAUGCGGUGGGGGAGAGCGUCCCAUGCAAGCAAUACGACCGGUGGAUCGUGCACCCGCCCGGCGGCGCCCCCUCCUUCCCCACCAUCGCCUCCGCCUCCGCCUAUGAGGCCACCAUUCUGAGCCAGGGAGGGCCCGAGGCGCUGGCGCAGUGGCGGGAGCUGCAGGCAGCCAUGAAGCCCCUGCAGGCCGCCGCAGGUCUGUUCCCUGCCGCCGCGCUACGAGGUGACCCGUGGGUCGUUCUGACGGCUGCUCGCUUCCUGGGGCCCCAGCUGCUGACCACUGCGCGGGUGGCGCCUCUGCUAACGGGUCCCUUCUCCGUGCUGGUGGACCGGCACGUGACGCACCCCUGGCUGCGGGCCUUCAUGGAUCUGGAGUGCUUCGUGCUGUCCGGCAUGACCGCCCGCCACACGCUGUGCGCCGAGAUGGCCUUCAUGUUCGGGGAGCGCAACAACGGGCGCAGCGGGAUUGAUUACCCGAUGGGCGGCAGUGGGGCCAUCAUCGACGCCCUGGUCCGCGGCAUCACCAAGCACGGCGGCCGGGUGCUGCUGGCGGCGCAUGUGGAGGAGGUGCUGGUGGAGGGGGGCGCGGCGGCGGGGGUGAGGCUGCGGAGCAGGAGCAGGGGCAGGGGAGGUAGCGGCGGCAGAUAUCGGAAUGGGUACGGUAACGGCAGGCAGGAGGGCUCCAACGGUACCGGUAGCAGCGACUUGCAUGGAAAUGGCAACGGUGUUGCUAGAAAGGUGGAGGUGCAACAGCUGCAUGCACAGGAGCAGAAUGAGGCAGGGGUGGCUGAGCGGACUAGGGGUGAGGAAACGGAGGAGGAGGUGGUGGAGGUCAUUCGCGCUCGGUGCGGGGUGGUGAGCAACGCGUCGGUGUGGGAUACGUUGCGGCUGCUGCCGGCGGGAGCGGCGCCGGAGGAGUGGCUGCGGGCGAGCCAGGAGACGCCGGCGCUCGACAGCUUCAUGCACCUGCACCUGGGCAUCGACGCCGCCGGCCUGCCGCCCUCCCUGGACUGCCACCACCUGCUGGUCGACCACUGGAGCGACCUUACGGCGCCGCAGAAUGUCAUCAUCGCCUCGCUGCCGUCCGUGUUCGACCCCAGCUUGGCGCCUGAGGGCAAGGCCACCGUGCACUGCUACUGCGCCGCCAACGAACCGUACGACAAGUGGGCUGGACUGGACCGUCGCAGCGGGGAGUACCGGAGGUUGAAACAGGAGAGGGCAGAGCCGCUGUGGCAGGCUCUUCAGCGCUUCAUCCCAGAUGUGCGCGAGCGAGCGGAGUUGGUGCUGGUUGGCUCGCCGCUGACCCACGAACGGUUUGUACGGCGACACAGGGGCUCGUACGGCCCCGGCAUCAGCGCUGCGGGUGGCGGUGGUGCAGGUGCCAACAGCGUUCAGGGCUGGCCCGGCCCCCGCACUCCCAUCCCCCGCCUCAGCAUGUGCGGCGACUCCUGCAUGCCCGGCAUUGGGGUGCCCGCAGCGGCUGCCUCGGGUAUGAUCGCCGCCAACUCCCUGGCACCCCCCUGGAGCCACCUGGCCAUGAUGGACGAGCUACUGCAGCAGCAGCGGUAGCGGUGGGCCGGUGGCAGCGAUUGCUUUCGUGAAUGCCGUACACAUAACGAAUGCCGUGCCGUACAAUUCCCUGGGAAAAGGAUUUGGAGCCGGCUCUUGGAAUCGGAAGACGGCAUGGCGGAUGGGCUAACGAGGCAUGCAUGCUAGGGUAUCAUGGCACGGGCUGAUGAGGCGGCGGCGAUGAGGAAGCGGGUUUCUGUGUUGCAUGUAGCUGCAGUUGACGCUCUGCGGCGUUAGGAUUGUGUACGGUAAUUCAGUCCGUCAACAUGUCAACGAUCGAAAGGCCACAAUGAGCGAGAGAGGAGCUGAUGAAGAAUGAUGCUUACAUACGUAGCGUGAGGGAGAGGGAGGUAGUUUCACGAACGAGGGUUAGCGUCAUGAAAGCACGCAUCCCAGUUAACCUGUUGAAGAAUGAGAUGCACAGGAAGCAUGCAACAUGUACACAUAUUGGGCCACUCGAACCACAGCCCGCACAUGUGGGUGUCCUGCAUGCAUUGUGCACACGCAACCGUUAGCACGGUACAUGGCGCAUCGUGCCCGCUGUCUCUUGCCGUACACUAAUCUCCAGUCGGCGUGUACCUUCAUUCGUGUGGCUUUUCGUCGUGUUCAGAGUCAUUGGUAAUGGUUUCUGGCAGAUUGCCCACUUCGCAUGAUCGUUGGGUGGAGCGCUGAUGAGAGCGGGUUAGAGGGUGGGUACCGGUUUGGGUCUCGGGUAUGGUGUUAAAUGUUUGAUAGUCGUAAUUCAGAGAAAUGUUUGCGUGUACUACCCUACUUAUGUUCCAUUCGUACAUACGUACUGUUGUUAGAAACAGUAACUCGGAAUAGAGGACACCGCCGUACUUGUGGAGUUUCCUGCUGCUUUCUCAACACAUUCUGUUGUUUCGCUUAAACUGGCUUAUGCGUGGUUGGGGACCCUACAAAUGCUAGUCCGAUGCCCUAGGCCCCGCCCUGCCCACAUCCCGUCUGCGGGUGUUAGGAAGCAUGUACGGUUGUACGGAACCAUUCAUGGUACGGAUAUGAAGGGCGUCUUUACCAAAAAAGGCAACAAGCCCCUAAUAUGUGUGGUAUCAAGUCCCCAUGUAGGGUGGGGAGGUGUUUAUGACUGUGAUAUUUGAAGGAUGUGGGUUGUGAAACCUUGUGAGGGCACAUCGUACAGCCCAUGCCAAGGCCACUGUAGUGCGGCGGACACAGUGGUCGUUCAGUAGGGACUAAGCAAGAAUACCCCACAGUAGAUGCAUGUUAGUAUUAACCAAAAACUUGAGGGAACUGAAGCGGAU
Astrephomene gubernaculifera is the source of this 3384-nucleotide messenger RNA. NCBI's taxonomy places the organism in Eukaryota, Viridiplantae, Chlorophyta, Chlorophyceae, Chlamydomonadales, Astrephomenaceae. The record is from the annotation of a GenBank genome assembly.